This is a messenger RNA of Tetrahymena thermophila SB210, 318 nucleotides long. RefSeq lists its product as hypothetical. The transcript has a single exon. The record is from RefSeq and is a predicted model, not a curated record. Lineage: Eukaryota; Ciliophora; Oligohymenophorea; Hymenostomatida; Tetrahymenidae.
AUGUAAUUCAGUAAAAUGCUAUUCGAAUCAAAAUAAAUAAGUUCAAUUAAUCAAUCAUCCAUAUAGAUGUCUUUAGAUCUUCUGUAGUGGAGAACACCUGAAUUUUCAGUUUUAAAGCUAGGCAGGUAAUAUUCACGAUCAUCAAGACUAAGAUUAGGUCUUUCCUACUCAUCAUCAAACUAGUAGUCUUCGUUUGAUUUACGAGGUUCGCAGAAGGUCUUUACAAUAUCUUAAAAGGUAUCUUAUAGAGUAUUCAUGUAAGCUAAUAGCAUUUUUGUAUCAAAACCAAUAAUUUUUAUCAUUUAUAAGUGUUAGUGA